This is a messenger RNA of Emys orbicularis (European pond turtle), 1794 nucleotides long. It is a transcript of the gene ASB3, whose product is annotated as ankyrin repeat and SOCS box containing 3. Gene Ontology annotation, molecular function: protein binding. The transcript is spliced from 11 exons. Gene Ontology annotation, biological process: intracellular signal transduction. Bases 172 to 1794 code for a protein of 540 amino acids. NCBI's taxonomy places the organism in Eukaryota, Metazoa, Chordata, Testudines, Emydidae. The record is from RefSeq and is a predicted model, not a curated record.
AGUGCACAUCAACAUCCGGGUCACGGAGACCGUCCGAGCAGACCCCCUGCUUCCGGAGCGAGGCCGCCAGUCAAACACGGUAAUCCCCAGGGACUCUCUCUGGCUGUGGAAGUGACAUGUGUUAACUAAUGAAGACUAGAUAAGUGUCAAAACAGAGUGAGCUGAGGAAGGAUGGAUUUCACAGAGGCCUAUUCAGACAGAUGCUCCAGUGUUGGACUUGCAGCUAGAGAAGGAAAUGUCAAAAGUUUGAGGAAACUAAUUAAACAGGGAUACAGCAUUGAUGUUCCUGAUAACAGAGGGUGGAUGCCAAUCCAUGAAGCAGCAUUUCACAACUCCAGUGAAUGUCUGAAGUUGUUAAUUAAUGCAGCUCCAUCUGAUAACUACAUAAAAUCAAAGACAUUUGAGGGUACAUGUGCAUUACAUCUUUCUGCAAAUAAUGGAUGUUUGGAAAGCAUCAAUGUUCUCUUGGAGGCAGGAGCUGAGACUAAUGAUGUUACUUAUGAAGAAACUACUCCGCUAUUCCUAGCUGUAGAAAAUGGACAUCCAGAAAUUAUAAAGCUUCUACUCCAACACGGAGCAAAUAUUAAUGGAUCCCAUUCUUGGUCUGGAUGGAAUUCUUUGCACCAAGCUUCUUUUCAGGGACAUACUGAAAUAAUAAAAUUGCUUCUUGAAAAAGGAGCAAACAAGGAAUGUGUGGAUGACUUUGGAAUCACACCUCUGUUCAUUGCUGCUCAGUAUGGGAAGCUGGAGAGUUUACGAGUACUUAUAUCACAUGGUGCAAAUGUCAAUUGUCAAGCCAAGGACAAAGCCACUCCAUUAUUCAUUGCUGCACAGGAAGGCCAUACCGAGUGUGUGGACCUAUUGUUAUCAAAAGGGGCCAAUCCAAAUCUCUACUGUAAUGAGGAGGAAUGGCAGUUGCCUAUUCAUGCAGCAGCCCAAAUGGGCCAUAGCAACACAUUGGGAUUGCUAAUACCAGUUACUGAUCGGACCUGUGACACAGGAAAAGACAAAGUGAGCCCUGUCUAUUCAGCAGUUUAUGGUGGUAAUGAAGAAUGCUUGGAAAUGUUACUUAAAGAAGGCUAUAGCCCAGAUGCUCAGAAGUGCCUAAUCUUUGGCUGCAUAUCACCUAUGUGCAUGGUUUUCCAAAAGAAGUUUUAUGGUUUAAUUCCUAUUCUUCUGAAGCAUGGGAUCCACCUACUCGGGAUUAAUUUAGAAUAUUGCCUGCAUCACAAAAAGUUUUCUUGGUUUCGGCACUUCUUGAAGGUGGGCUGCCCAAUGCCUUCUGGGGAACGCUUACUAGAGUUUACAAAAUAUGCCGUUAAAGCGCAAGAACAGUACAAAGAAUGGCUACCAUAUCUAUUGUUGGCUGGAUUUAAUCCACUGAAUCUGUUGUGCAGACUGUGGAUUUAUUCUGUGAAUGAUGACAUCCUUAAUUUCACUCUGGAGUUCACUAACUGGAAAAGGCUUCCUCCAGCUGUAGAACAAAAUCUCUCUGACCACAAAGAAACCUCCACCUGGGUUCCACAUAACCAUUUUGCCUUUAUCCCUUCCUUGGCUCACCUUUGUCGUCUUGAGAUCCGGUCCAUUUUAAAAAGUGAACACCUACAAUCUGACCAGUUUAUCCGUAAAUUGCCCUUGCCCACUUGUCUACAGGACUAUCUGCUGUAUUUAGAUAUAUUGAGAAUAAAUGGCAUUCCAGAACUGGUGGAUGUUCAGGGUGAAUGGGAUGAAGGAACAUUUUACCCAACUCAUUCCAGUUCAGAAGACACCAAGAAGGGAGGCAUGUGUUGCUGA